CACGAGGCCACGACGCUCGACUCAGGACGACGAGAAGCCUCGUCAUGCGAUUCUGUCUGAUCCUGGCACUCGCAGGCCUUGCGCAGGCCCAGUUCUUCGACUUUGGCAACAUGUUCGGCGGGCAGCAACAGGCCCAGCAAGGUGCGAGACCGGCUCAGGAUACCAAAUCGAAAUGGUACAGGCAACAGGUCGACGAGCUCUCGUGCAAUGACUAUCUCUGCCCGAACACGCUCGACUGCGUGAGCUCGCCUGCCGCGUGCAGCUGUCCGUCGGUAGAGGAUAUCAAGUGUCAGACGGGCCCGGAGACGUUUGUCUGCACCCGUGGAUCAGGCUGCGAUGCCGUACAACACGCUCUCAAGACUGGCAAAUAGGCCGGUCAUGGCUUCUGUGCAGCAAUGAGGACGAAGCCGACUUGACGACCGCGAUGCCACCACCGUAGAACGCUUGCAAAAGCAAGAUACUCCCACCAGAUUGUUCUCGAUACGACGCCAAAGUUUGCGUCACCUGCACGCUCCUCGAGAAAGGCGGCGAGAGGCUCAAAGACGUCGGAUGAGAUGUCUCUUAUGUUGAUGUUGUUGUACCCGAUCCCUUGCAAAAGAGUGACAUACUCCUCCAUGUCGGUCACCAUGUUCGUCCACGGCACGCCGGCAAGACGGCAGACAGCCCAUUGCUUGAGCCUGUCGAACG
This is a messenger RNA of Mixia osmundae IAM 14324, 687 nucleotides long. RefSeq lists its product as uncharacterized. The record is from RefSeq and is a predicted model, not a curated record. The transcript is spliced from 2 exons. Lineage: Eukaryota; Fungi; Basidiomycota; Mixiomycetes; Mixiales; Mixiaceae. Bases 45 to 371 code for a protein of 108 amino acids.